AUGACACGUCCAUCAUCAUCAUCAUCAUCAUCAUCAUCAUCAUCAUCAUCAUCAUCAUCAUCAUCAUCAUCAUCAUCAUCAUCAUCAUCAUCAUCAUCAUCAUCAUCAUCAUCAUCAUCAUCAUCAUCAUCAUCAUCAUCAUCAUCAUCAUCAUCAUCAUCAUCAUCAUCAUCAUCAUCAUCAUCAUCAUCAUCAUCAUCAUCAUCAUGA
Messenger RNA from Schistosoma spindalis, 210 nucleotides. The record is from the annotation of a GenBank genome assembly. Lineage: Eukaryota; Metazoa; Platyhelminthes; Trematoda; Strigeidida; Schistosomatidae.